Messenger RNA from Quercus robur (English oak), 1439 nucleotides. Its product is annotated as fructose-1,6-bisphosphatase, chloroplastic-like. Gene Ontology annotation, biological process: gluconeogenesis; sucrose biosynthetic process; fructose 1,6-bisphosphate metabolic process. NCBI's taxonomy places the organism in Eukaryota, Viridiplantae, Streptophyta, Magnoliopsida, Fagales, Fagaceae. Gene Ontology annotation, molecular function: fructose 1,6-bisphosphate 1-phosphatase activity. The transcript has 4 exons. The coding region runs from base 74 to 1300 and encodes 408 amino acids. Gene Ontology annotation, cellular component: cytoplasm; cytosol. The record is from RefSeq and is a predicted model, not a curated record.
AAUCACACAAUUGUCGAAGGCAGCAAGAUAAGCAGGCCCUGUAAUAGCGAACUGAGAGAGAGAGAGAGAGAGAAUGGUUGCAGCAACUGCAACUUGGUCUUACCAGAACCACACCUUCUCCAACUUUCUUUCUUCUUCUCCUAAUUCUAACCUCUUUCCUCUCCAUCUUCGCUGCCUCAAGAGACAGUCACUCACAAGCGAUGUCACUGCGGCCAGGAUCCGAUGCAAAGCAGCUCUGGGAGUGGGAUCCACAGAGACCAAACUGCAAAAGAAGAGCCAGUAUGAUAUUGAGAACCUAACAAUAUGGCUGCUAAAGCAAGAACAAGCAGGUAAUAUUGACGCCGAGCUCACGAUUGUCCUCUCAAGCAUCUCAUUGGCUUGCAAGCAAAUCGCUUCGCUGCUUCAGAGGUCAAGCAUUAUUAAUCUCACUGGGGCUCAUGGAACUAUCAAUAUCCAAGGUGAAGAUCAGAAGAAACUUGACGUUAUCUCCAAUGAGUUGUUCUGCAACUGCCUAAGGUCUUGCGGCCGCACGGGGAUUAUAGCAUCAGAGGAAGAAGAUGUACCUGUUGCGGUGGAGGAAACUUACUCGGGAAACUACAUUGUAGUGUUUGACCCUAUUGACGGAUCUGCCAACAUUGACAUCUCCUUGACUACUGGCUCCAUCUUUGGCAUAUAUGGCCCUGAUGAGCAAUGUCUUGUUGACAUUGACGAUAACUCCACGCUCGAUCAGGAAAAACAGAAAUGUGUCACCAGUGUUUGCCAGCCAGGAAGCAACCUACUGGCCGCUGGCUAUUGCCUAUAUUCAAGCUCAGUUGUCUUUACACUCUCAAUAGGGAAAGGGGUGUUUGCAUUCACCUUGGACCCCUCACAUGGGGAAUUUGUUUUAACACAUGAAAAUAUAGAGAUACCAAAAUUGGGAAAAAUCUAUUCAUUCAAUGAAGGUAAUUAUGACCUAUGGGAUGAAAAACUGAAGAAAUACCUCAGCCACCUUAGGCUGCCAGGCUCCAAUGGCAAGCCCUAUUCUGGUCGUUACAUAGGAUGCCUUGUCGGGGAAAUCCAUAGAAUGUUGCUAUAUGGUGGUAUCUAUGGUAAUCCCAAGAACAAGAACAGCAAAAAUGGGAACUUGAGGCUCUUGUAUGAGUGUGCACCAAUGAGCUAUCUAGUAGAACAAGCUGGAGGGAAAGCAACAGAUGGUCACCAGAGAAUACUUGACAUCAAACCAGAGGAGGUUCACCAGCGUACACCAAUUUUCAUUGGAAGCCCAGAUGAAGUAGAGAAACUGCAGACAUUCUUGGCUUGAUACAAAAUGUCCUCAAUUUGUCCUCUUUAUUCCUAUGAAUAUGUUUAAGCAUUCGAUUCACAUUUGAACAGAAGGGAAAACUAAGUACAUUUGAUCAAGAAUUUUCAAAUAAUUUGAUUCUUCAAUGUUCAUUUGUUAA